AUGGGCCUGAUCUGGCUUCUGCUGCUUAGCUUGCUGGAACCCGGCUGGCCCGCGACGGGGCCCGGGACACGGCUGCGGCGCGAUGCGGGCGGCCGUGGGGGCGUCUACGAGCACCUCGGCGGGGCUCCCCGGCGCCGCAAGCUCUACUGCGCCACCAAGUACCACCUCCAGCUGCACCCCAGCGGCCGCGUGAACGGCAGCCUGGAGAACAGCGCCUACAGCAUCCUGGAGAUUACUGCGGUGGAAGUGGGCGUGGUGGCCAUCAAAGGGCUCUUCUCUGGGCGGUACCUGGCCAUGAACAAGAGAGGACGGCUGUAUGCUUCGGAGCACUACAAUGCAGAGUGUGAGUUCGUGGAGCGGAUCCAUGAGCUGGGCUACAAUACUUAUGCCUCCCGCCUGUAUCGCACAGGGCCCAGUGGGCCAGGGACUCGGCGGCAGCCUGGUGCCCAGAGACCUUGGUACGUGUCUGUAAAUGGCAAGGGUCGGCCACGCCGGGGCUUCAAGACCCGCCGCACACAGAAGUCCUCCCUCUUCCUACCCCGAGUGCUGGGCCACAAAGACCAUGAGCUGGUGCGGCUGCUGCAGAAUGGCCAGCCACGAGCUGCAGGAGAGGGCAGCCAGCCUAGACAGCGGAGGCAGAAGAAGCAGAGCCCAGGAGACCAUGGCAAGAUAGAACCCUUGUCUCCUGGGGUCGUUCCAGGCGCCCAUCUGGAGACAGGUGAACUGGCUGUGGCCUAA
This is a messenger RNA of Microtus ochrogaster (prairie vole), 738 nucleotides long. RefSeq names its product fibroblast growth factor 3 (gene Fgf3). Lineage: Eukaryota; Metazoa; Chordata; Mammalia; Rodentia; Cricetidae. Gene Ontology annotation, molecular function: growth factor activity. The record is from RefSeq and is a predicted model, not a curated record.